Molecule: messenger RNA, 3700 nt
Organism: Xenopus tropicalis (tropical clawed frog)
Lineage: Eukaryota; Metazoa; Chordata; Amphibia; Anura; Pipidae
Gene: med16
Product: mediator complex subunit 16
Biological process (GO): DNA-templated transcription
Cellular component (GO): nucleoplasm; mediator complex; nucleus
Source: RefSeq, marked provisional
GCCAUCGGAAAGCGACAUUGAGACGCUUAUUCCGUGAGACGCACUAAUGUAGCCGGGAACUUUCAUUACUGGUUUUACGUAGAACCUUGUUAUCCUACGGGAUUCUGGAACCAGCAGUAACCAGAGCAGUUUAGUAGCAAAUCCCCUACGCAAGGUUCUAGCAUAUUUUCGCUUUUUGACGCUUCUUGUCGUCCGCCUUCGUUUCUUAUAGCUGCAGUCAGUCAGUCCAUUCCCAAUGUAAGCCAUUGUGUUUCUGUUCCCCCGAUCUGUAGCCCUUCUCCCAUAGUUAGUAGGUGCGUGUUUGCUGUCAGCAUGGAUGUGGGGUACGUAUGUGAGUGGGACAAAAGACCACGGACCAGUCACUGCCCAUCAAUCCCACUAGUUUGCGCUUGGUCUUGCCGCAAUCUUAUUGCUUUCACUACAGAUCAGCGCAAUGAGGAGGAGAAAGAUAUCACUAAUUUGAUCCAUAUCCUCGACACAGAACAUCCGUGGGAUGUCUACUCUAUUAACUCUGGGCACCAGGAAGUUAUUACCAGCUUGGAGUGGGACCAAUCUGGUUCCCGCCUGCUCUCAGCUGAUGCAGAUGGUCGAAUCAAAUGCUGGGGAAUGACUGAUCACUUAGCAAACAGCUGGCAGAGUCUUGUAGGCAGCGAAGUGGAUGGAGAUCCCAUAGUAGCUCUGUCUUGGUUGCACAAUGGAGUCAAACUUGCUCUCCAUGUUGAGAAGUCUGGUGUUUCCAGUUUUGGAGAAAAGUUCUCACGCGUGAAGUUUUCCCCAUCUCUUACUUUGUUUGGUGGAAAGCCAAUGGAGGGUUGGAUUGCAGUCACAGUCAGUGGUUUAGUUACAGUGUCUCUGCUAAAGCCCAAUGGACAGGUGCUAACAGCUACAGAAAGCCUGUGCCGACUACGUUGUCGUGUGGCACUUGCAGACAUUGCAUUUACUGGUGGUGGAAACAUUGUUGUGGCCACAUGUGAUGGGAGCAGCACAUCCCCAGUACAGUUCUACAAAGUUUGUGUUUCUGUAGUAAGUGAAAAGUGCAAAAUCGACACAGAGAUACUUCCUUCUCUCUUUAUGCGCUGUACAACUGACCCUGCACGCAAGGACAAGUUCCCAGCUGUGACGCACCUUAAAUUCCUUGCGCGGGAUAUGUCUGAACAGGUUUUACUCUGUGCUUCCAAUCAGUGUUCCAGCAUAGCUGAGUGCUGGUCUCUUCGGAAAGAGGGUCUUCCACUUAAUAAUAUAUUCCAGCAGCUAUCCCCUGCAGUAAGUGACAAGCAGCCCAUGAUCCUGAAGUGGCGUAUCCUCUCAGCCACCAAUGAGUUAGAGCGUGUUUCUGCUGUGGCUCUGCCCAAGCUACCAAUUUCUCUCACAAAUACUGACAUCAAGGUUGCAAGUGAAACCAAGUUUUACCCUGGGCUUGGUCUAGCAUUGGCAUUCCAUGAUGGAAAUGUUCAGAUUGUUCAUAGACUUUCCCUGCAGCCAAUGGCAGUUUUGUAUGGAUCAUCUCUGCGGCCUUCUGAGGAACCCAGCUUAAAACGGCAGCGUUCGCCUACCCCUUGCAUUCAUUUUAAAGCUUUGCAGAUGUCGUGGACCUCGCUUGCUUUGGUUGGGCUAGAUACACAGGGCAAGCUAAGUAUGCUACGAGUCUCUCCUUCUAUGGGGCAUUCCUUGGAUAUGUCAACAUCCCUACGUCACCUGCUUUUCUUGUUGGAAUACUGCAUGGUGACUGGAUAUGACUGGUGGGAUAUACUGCUCCAUGUUCAGCCUGGCAUGGUACAUAAUUUAGUGGAAAAGUUAAACGAGGAAUACACUAGGCAGAAUGCGGCACUUCAACAGGUUCUUUCCACUCGGAUUCUGGCCAUGAAGGCGUCUCUAUGUAAGCUGUCUCAAACCACUGUAACUCGUGUCUGUGAUUAUCAUGCAAAGCUCUUCCUCAUCUCUAUCAGUUGUACCUUAAAAUCUCUACUUCGUCCUCAUGUUCUCAAUACUCCUGACAAGAGUCCUGGAGAUCGGCUUACUGAGAUCUGCAACAAGUUCACCGAUACUGAUAUAGACAAGGUUAUGAUUAACUUGAAGACAGAAGAGUUUGUGCUGGACAUGCCAACCCUUCAGUCACUUCAGCAGCUUAUACAGUGGCUUGGUGAUUUUGUACUUUAUCUGCUGGCCAGCCUACCAAAUCAGGGUUCAUCAGUCCGUCCUGGGCACAGUUUUUUGCGUGAUGGGGCGUCGCUUGGGACAUUACGUGAAAUGAUGGUGAUGAUCCGAAUUUGGGGUCUUCUAAAACCAAGUUGCCUGCCAGUAUAUACAGCAACUUCAGAUACACAAGACAGCAUGUCACUGCUGUUCCGCCUCCUGACCCGCCUUUGGUUGUGCUGCCGAGAUGAGUCUCAUCCAUGUGACCCAGAUGAAUCGUUAAUAGAUGAAUGCUGUCUACUCCCCAGCCAACUCCUUAUUCCCAACAUGGAUUGGCUUCCCCUUGGUAAUGGUAUUAUCAGCCGGCUUCAGAGCAAACUUCCCUUACGCUUGCAGUUUGGAAAACCCCCUGUAGCUCCAAGCUAUGCAUCAGUGCAGUAUGAGGCCUACACUCGGUCCCCCACACAACCAAAGAUUGAUCACCUGAGAAGACUCCACCUGGGUACAUUCCCUACAGAGCCCUGCAAGUCCUGUACUAGGUGUGGCUGUGUGACAAUGCUUAAGUCCCCAAAUAAAGCAACAGCGGUGAAGCAGUGGGAACAGAGAUGGAUUAAGACCUGUCUGUGUGGGGGUCUUUGGAGAAAAAUGCCCCACACUUACUCUUGACUCACUUCCAUGUCUGUUGACAAGCAGAUUGAAAAGAUUUUUCCACAAGACGGUGAUUUCUGGUUGCCUUGUUGAUAGACAAACAGUAAAGGUCAAACUAUUGUACAGUUUAUGGUGUGUAAAGGAAGGACUGAUGUAUAACUUUCAGUAACUUAACAACUGGUCAACUGGAUGUAUUCAAUGAACGGUUCAUCGUAUCAUGAAUGAUCUGUAAAAAAACAAGACAAACAGGUUACUGAAAGUACAAGGAGAGCAGAAGAACCUAAGGAAUUAAAGACGGCCACCAAGUAUCUUUGCCAUAUCCUUUUAGGGUAGUAGUUUGUAAAAGAUUCCUUUCUGUCCUCCACUGGGAUUUGCCAAGUGUUUGUGGAGAUCAAAUAUUAAACAGAAAAGAGAUUUUUUUUUCUGUUAGGGUUUGCUACUUGCUACUACUAUGUUCCUAACAACUCUUAUGUAUGUAUGUAUGUAUGUAUGUAUGUAUGUAUCUAUGGAGGAUUGACUGACAGCCAGAUUCAAGCAUAUGUGGGCCUCUUAUCGGCUCAUUUUUAUUAUAAAAAUAUAUACAUAUUUGUUUUCUGCUUUUAUCCACAUUUCUUGCUGAAAGGGGAUCUGUAUUCCAAACUUAAAUUGCAUUGCCUUUGUAUGAAAUAAGGGAAGUAUUUUCCAGGUUGGCAGUGGCCUGUGUUUUCUGUCUAAUUAUUUCUGGCCACUCUGGGUUAGAAAGUAGGCACAGUAAAGGUGAGGUGUGCCUAGAAGAUCAAUUGGGAAGGAAAAGGCUAUAAGGAUGCAUUUGAAGUCUUAUGCCUUGGAUGCCUUGACUAAACUCCUACUCCUGCUUAAUGUCACUGUGGUUUACAUGGGCAUGUACUCCGUUAUUUUGGAAGUAAAUAUUUUGGAGCCA